Strigops habroptila (Kakapo) is the source of this 2174-nucleotide messenger RNA. Its product is annotated as fatty acid-binding protein, liver. The transcript has 4 exons. Gene Ontology annotation, biological process: fatty acid transport. The record is from RefSeq and is a predicted model, not a curated record. NCBI's taxonomy places the organism in Eukaryota, Metazoa, Chordata, Aves, Psittaciformes, Psittacidae. Gene Ontology annotation, cellular component: nucleus; cytosol. Gene Ontology annotation, molecular function: fatty acid binding. Bases 62 to 442 code for a protein of 126 amino acids.
CCAGGGAGAGCCCUCACUUUCCCGCCAGCACCACCACCCCAAGCUGUGUCAUACAUCCACAAUGGCAUUCAGUGGAACCUGGCAGGUCUACGCUCAAGAGAACUCUGAAGAGUUUCUGAAAGCUCUUGCACUGCCGGAUGAUCUUAUCAAACUCGCCAAAGACGUUAAGCCUGUUAUUGAAAUACAACAAAAAGGAGAGGACUUUGUUGUGACAUCAAAGACACCCAAGCAAUCUGUAACUAACUCAUUUACACUUGGAAAAGAGGCUGAUAUUACUACCAUGGAUGGCAAAAAACUAAAGUGCACUGUGAACAUGGUAAAUGGGAAGCUCGUGUGCAAAUCAGACAAAUUCUCUCAUGAGCAAGAAAUUAAAGGAAAUGAAAUGGUGGAGACUAUAACUGUUGGUGGAGUAACACUCAUCAGAAGAAGCAAGAAAGUUUAAAGGCAGAUCACCUUCUUUGUGACAUCCUUACAUGCCUAAAAUAAAGUGCAGUUUCCACACGGUGUGAUCUUCAUUAUGUGAAAGAAUAGAACAGAAAACAAGCGUGAUUUCUACUCUCCUUUCACACACACAUCACUGCCCAUAAUUGUGAGACUCUGUUUUCCCCCUGAGUACACUUCAGUCCAAGUGCCAGAAGUCUGCCUCCCAGACAACCAAACCUGGACAUUAACUGGAACAUUGUGAUUUAUCAGAAUGAUCCUUGGGAGUGGACAAAAGCUGAUAGAAAUGCUUCUUGAUUUUUUACACGCUCAAUGAACACAUUUAGCUUUAGUUCCUUUGUCUAAUAAAGUUUCAUCUUCUAUUAAAAUCCUUUCUCUGUAUCUAGCCAGCAAGGAACAAUUAGACAUUGGUUUAGCUGAUCUGUAACAGGAAUAGAAACAGUAAUAUUUUAAAAGCUAUGAAGUAUUUAACAGUCAUAAAAGUACUAAUAGGAAUGACUGCUCUUAAACUGAAGUAUACCAGAGUACAAUUAAACAAAAAUGAGGCACUACAAGAGCAAAGGGAAUUAAACACUCUUCCAAUUUGCAGAAUAAAUUAAAUUCCAUGGAGUUACACAUAACAAGAUCAACAGAACAGAAGCCAAGCCACUGGUAAAACUCAGGAGAAGGCUGCUUUAAAGCACUGUAUGCAGAAAGCCAUAUAAGAGCUUGAAACGCCUCUGUUUGGCAGUUGCUUGGUAACUGCUAACUACACACUGAAACACGACAAAACAGAGCACAGUUGUCCAACAGCAAACCCCGAGAACACUGCAAGUCUUCAAUUAUCAAAUCCUGUGUCAGUAAGUGUAGGAGACAAAGUACAAGACACCCAGGUUUAUUUCUAAACCAACACAGAGACAAUUCAUUACCCUGAACACCACACUUGUAAAGCCUGUUACAAAACAACAAGUAUUUGCUUUGAUGCAUUAUGACGGGAAUAAAAUGGGAAUGAUGUUAAAGCAAAACGUAUCUGCUUUAAAAAGAAACAUGAAAGUCUUAUUUUGAUUCAAUAGCUACUCAAAUAUUCCCAGCUCACCUGAUAAAUAAUCUGCCUUGCAAACUCACUCCCUCCCUAUUCAACUCCUUAUCAAUGCUCAAACUCCAUACACAACUGGUAUACAGAGGCAGUUUAAGUUAUAGAUUGUAGAUACUGCAUAUUAAAAUCGCAUUAACCUAUAUAGAACUGAAACUGAUGGUAAACCACUUUAAUUUGAAAGCACUACAAAUUCUUAAUACUUUACCUCCCUUACUUCUCAAUUGUGGUGAUACAGCAUUUCUGAGAACCAGGUCAAUCUUCUCAAUCCAAUGGCAAUAUACUGUCACAGGACAUCCCAGAUUUAGGUGAAAUAUUCAGUGCAGCUCCUUAAAGGAUUUUGAUCAGAUUGGGAAUCUUGCCCCACUGCCCAAAGUCAUACAUUAUUUCUGGAUGACAAUCUCUUAUGAGUUCGGACAAUAGAAGUGGAUCCACUCUUCCACAAAACCAAGGACAUUUUUCGCAAAGAACUUCAUGGGAGUAUUUAUAAUGUUAUUUGGAUGCUGUUCAAAACUGCUCAUUUCCACUUUGAUAAGCUCUGGAAGGGUAAUCCUGGCAGGAAGUGUUUCUCCCCAUCACCAAACUCCACUCCUUGGUGGUUCCAUUGUUUUUCAGAAUGUCUCUACAGAAUAAAUUCUUUCUGCUUUGUGUCACACACUCC